Pelobates fuscus (common spadefoot toad) is the source of this 3998-nucleotide messenger RNA. Its product is annotated as ephrin type-B receptor 5-like. The record is from RefSeq and is a predicted model, not a curated record. Gene Ontology annotation, molecular function: transmembrane-ephrin receptor activity; ATP binding; protein binding. The transcript has 16 exons. Bases 320 to 3259 code for a protein of 979 amino acids. Gene Ontology annotation, cellular component: plasma membrane; dendrite. Gene Ontology annotation, biological process: axon guidance; protein phosphorylation; ephrin receptor signaling pathway. Lineage: Eukaryota; Metazoa; Chordata; Amphibia; Anura; Pelobatidae.
ACAGCCACACACUGAUCUUUUAACAGCAGCAUGAGAGAGCUGCAUGACUCUGGGGAGUGAGCAACUGCAUGGAGGGGCCACAGUGAGCACCCCAUAGGGGCAACAUGGCAGAGAAACUGUAAGACAAGGCAAGAAAAAAAAGAAAGAAAAAGAACAUCAGAAAAUGGAUAACAACAAAAUCCCACUGUGUCCCACCCAUCUCCCUCUCAGUGAUUUUGAGGUCAUGAUCUUCCCAGCGACUAAGUUGUGAGUGUGCUGACGGAGCACUGGACAACUCUUGAGGACCAAUGCCCAGUGUGGUGAGGACAGUGAUUGCACUAUGUCUGUUAGGAGACUUCUCUGCAUCUCCUGUCUACUGCCUCUCGCAUCCCUCCUGGAGGAAAUUCUUCUUGAUACAACUCAGGAAACCUCAGAAAUUGGUUGGACCACCUACCCAGAGGGAGGGUGGGAUGAAGUUAGUGUCUUAGAUGGCCAACGACGACUCCUGAGGACUUAUGAAGUCUGCAAUUCAUAUGCACAACGUUCUAACCAGACUAACUGGCUGCGCACUGGAUAUAUUAAAAGUCAAGGAGCCAGGCGAGUGUUCAUAAAGCUGCGCUUUUCUGUCCGAGAUUGUGCUAGUCUGCGGCCACCCCCCAGAAGACAUCAUCUGGCAUGCAGGGAAACAUUUACCCUUUAUUAUCGUCAGGUAGACAAAGAAAUGCAGGAUGAGAAACUGGAAUGGACUGAAGAUGCAUGGGUUAAAGUGGAUACUAUUGGAGCCGGAAAAAGUUUCACAAGGGACCCAGCGAAGGGAGGCCUAGGACCUCGAAUGGACGAAAAGACUUUGGACUUUGGACCAGUUAACAGGAAUGGAUUCUACUUGGCCUUUGUAGACUCAGGAGCUUGCCUCUCAUUAGCUGGUGUAAAAGUCUAUUUCAAUAAGUGUCCAGCAACAAUAAGGAGCUUGGCAUCUUUUCCAGAUACUCCUUCAAGUGGGGAUGGAGGGGCAUCAUUGGCAGAAGCCACAGGAACUUGUGUUAUUGGAGCCCAACCAGUGGGUGCAACUCGCCUCAGUCUACACUGUGGAGGGGAGGGAGAAUGGAUGGUUUCUAUUGGGAGCUGCACCUGCAGUCCUGGAAGAGAGGAAAACGAAGAUGGGACUGAAUGUCGAGCCUGUCCUCCUGGGUCCUACAAUGCCCCUGACUCUUCGACCAAUCACUGCCAUCUCUGCCCCAGUAACAGCAACACAACAAGCUCUGGGGCGCUUAGCUGCCAAUGCAACCCAGGAUUUCACCGCACCCCCGAGGAGCUCCCACACUCCCCCUGCACUGGACCACCUUCAGCCCCAUGGGAUUUAAAUUAUGAAGUAACAGGUCCCGGGACAAUUUCUCUUACAUGGAGGACCCCAAAAGACAUGGGUGGCCGGAAAGAGGUCUUAUUUUCUGUAGCAUGCAAGGAAUGUAUGACUGGACGUUGUUUGCGCUGUGGUGAUGGAGUAACAUUCAGACCUGGUCAAGUAGGAAUACUGCAAACUAGAGUUUACCUCUCCGGACUGUUGCCCGGCGUGGCAUAUACUAUGGAGAUCCAAGCUGUGAAUCAGGUGUCCGAACUGAGUCCUGAACAGCCCAAGCACGCAUCACUGAACCUCAGUAUCAGCCAAUCAGUCCCAUCUGCUGUCCCUUUAAUACAUCAGGUUAGUCGGUCUACGCAGAGCAUCACAUUAUCCUGGCCAGAACCAGAACAGCCCAAUGGGAAAAUCCUUGAUUACCAGCUGCGAUACCGGGAGAAGGCAGAUGAAGGAGAAUCGCUCUCUCUAAUCAGUGAAACAAACACUGCAACAGUUGGAGGUCUGAACCCAGGGGCUAUUUAUUCCUUCCAGGUGAGAGCGAGAACCGAGCGUGGCUACGGAGCCUACAGCGGAAACAUGUACUUUCAGACUCUGCUGGGAGGUGGAGUACAGACAGAGCUAUCACAGGAUAAACUCCCUCUCAUCGUGGGCUCCUGUCUUGGUGCUUUAGCUUUUAUCGGGUUAUCCAUUAUUCUUGUCCUAAUUCUCCUUUUCAAAAGUAAAAGACGAGAGACUCCAUAUACAGAUAGACUGCAGCAUUACAUCAGUUCCCGAGGGCUGGGUGUAAAGUAUUACAUUGACCCCUCUACAUAUGAAGACCCUGCAGAGGCCGUUCGGGAGUUUGCUCGUGAGAUUGAUGUUUCCUUUGUGAAGAUUGAGGAAGUUAUUGGUGAAGGAGAUUUUGGCGAUAUGUGUCGGGGACGGCUGUGCCUUCCAGGUAAACGAGAGCAAACCGUCUGCAUUCGUACAUUGCGCACAGGAAGUGGGGACAAGGAGAAGGGAGAGUUUCUGAGUGAAGCCAGCAUCAUGGGUCAAUUUGAACAUCCCAAUGUAGUGCGCCUCGAAGGAGCUGUGACCCGGAGCCGUCCAAUCAUGAUCCUCACUGAACAUAUGGAACAUGGCCCACUUGAUGCCUAUCUUAGGCAAUGUGAGGGUGGCCUCUCAGCUCUGCAGAUGGUCUCCAUGCUACGUGGUGUAGCAUCUGGUAUGCGUUAUCUUUCAGAUAGAAAUUAUACUCAUCGUAAUCUGGCUGCUCAGAGUGUCUUGGUGAAUGGACAGCUGGUGUGCAAAGUGUCUGGACUUCGUGGACCUGGAGACGUGGGUGGGAGACAAUCCUUACGUUGGAUGUCUCCUGAAGCCCAUAAACAUCACAAGUUCUCCAGUGCGAGUGAUGUGUGGAGUUAUGGAAUUGUUAUGUGGGAAGUGACUUCGUAUGGCGAGCGACCCUACUGGGACAUGAGCAACCAAGAGGUUUUGGAUGCCCUGGAUCAGGAAUAUCGCCUUCCACCUCCCCCAGACUGCCCCAGUGCCCUGCAUCUAUUAAUGCUUGACUGCUGGCAACGUGAUCGCUCAAAAAGACCUCGUUUUGAACAGAUUGUCAGCUCAUUGGACAGAAUGAUUAGGAAUCCUAAUUGUUUAAAAACUGUAGGAGUUUCAAGUAGCAGACCAUCACAGCCACUCCUCAGUAACUGCCAGCCGGACUUCCCUUCUUUGUCCUCUCCACAUGAGUGGCUUGAAGCAAUCAAGAUGGAAAAAUACAAGGAAAACUUUGACAAAGCUGGUUAUACAACACUAGAAAUUAUUUCACGCCUUACUGCAGAAGAUAUCAGGCUUAUUGGAGUAACACUUUCUGGACACCAGAAGAAAAUCAUGAGCAGCAUCCAGCUCUUGAAAGCUCACCUUCAGCCUCUAGAGCCCGUCGAAGUCUGAGAAACAAAGUCAGAUGCAGCAACAAUAUGACUUACACACAAGAUGCAGACUAGUGGACAACAUUAUGGUAUAAACAUGAAGGCAAUACAAUUUUACAAGGCAUUAACCAACAGUCAAGGUGAUCAACGUAGGGACAAGUGAUAAAUUAUUGAAUAAAGCGUUGAUGAAAAGGUAUUGACUAUUGUUGGGAUUUAUUUCAGGAGGACUUCAAAAGAUAUUCUAGGCACCAAAUUCACUUCAUCUUAUUAAAGUGUUAAUUGUACCUGCGACCACCUGGAGCUGUUCCACUGUUCAUUGUUAAACUGUUUUCAAUUGGUUGGACACUGAAUGAGGGUCACUGGGUGCCAACCCUCUCUCUUCUGCUCAGACUAAUGUUUUGCAUGUUGCAGUUGAUGGCUGGUAUGAGUUGGUAGAACAAUAUCCUUCAUAUUACUCAUAUCCUCUAGUGGCAGUGGGUUUGGAAGGGAGAACCAACAUAUGCACAUUCAUCAUCUAGGUUGGAUUUACAGUGAACAGUGGGAUAGUACCAAGAGACAUCUAACACCACAACCAUUUCAAAACUGCUUAGAGUGUCAGUUUAACUAACACAUGGACACUCAUGAGUAAAGACUGGUUAACAUGUAACUCUGAUGAGUAGACAUUGGCUGACAGGGAGAUAAAUUAUUUUGUUUGCCGCAUAGUCGCAGCAUGUGGGACAUUGACUGACACAUUUGGCAGACACAGAUGAGUAGUUGAUGAC